AUAGAGUCACUGCGCGCAUUUCCCGCCAUUACUCAGCAGGAAUUUUCCGAAGCGUGCCGGGCAUGGGAGCAGCGGAGCUCAGACAGGAUCAGCGAGACGGACUGGUUGAGCGUGAGGUGGACCGGUGAGGAGUUGUUAAUCACACAGAGACGGAAGAUCACCUGCAAGGAUGGCAAAAGAAGAACCCCCAGUGAUCAUGGGGACGCGCAGAAAGAUGAGCUGAUCGACAUGGGCAUAGAAGACUCCAUCAUUAAAGAUACCCUUGCGCCGGAUGUGGACAACUUGGAGUCUCUGAUUGUUGAUUUCUCCAUUACCUUGUCCCCAAUCUAUUCUGUACCGGUUCUUUGGUUUAUUUGCCGAUAUGACCGAGUCAACAAAGCGUUAAGUCUGGACCAAAUUUAUGAAUGGUUGGUGCCGGAACCAUCACUCACUUCAUUGCGUGGAAUUGGCGUUAUGGGAGGUAUUAGUAUGGCGCACCAUCCUGUCUCAGACCGUCCGACCUUCUUCCUGCAUCCAUGUAAAACACAAGAGGCCCUUUCAGUCCUCAAACCGGGGCCCCUCACUCCGGAAGAAUAUCUCAUGCUUUGGCUGGGAUUGAUUGGGUCUGCUGUGGGCCUGCACGUCCCGAGUAAGCUUAUGAGCACUUGG
Molecule: messenger RNA, 648 nt
Organism: Cladophialophora psammophila CBS 110553
Lineage: Eukaryota; Fungi; Ascomycota; Eurotiomycetes; Chaetothyriales; Herpotrichiellaceae
Exons: 3
Biological process (GO): protein lipidation; protein modification by small protein conjugation; macroautophagy
Cellular component (GO): intracellular anatomical structure
Molecular function (GO): Atg12 transferase activity
Source: RefSeq, a predicted model, not a curated record